Molecule: messenger RNA, 1115 nt
Organism: Cavia porcellus (domestic guinea pig)
Lineage: Eukaryota; Metazoa; Chordata; Mammalia; Rodentia; Caviidae
Gene: B9d2
Product: B9 domain containing 2
Exons: 5
Coding region: 379-840 (153 amino acids)
Biological process (GO): cilium assembly
Cellular component (GO): MKS complex
Source: RefSeq, a predicted model, not a curated record
AGUCAGAGGAGGAGCCUGCUGUUGCCCCAGCAACAACCAAGAGAACUCAAGAGGAGCGCAGUAGCGUAGUAUCGCACCUUAAAUCACUCGCUGCCACAAAGGUCGUAGGAGAGGCGUGAGCGAGGCCUGGCCGACCCCCGUGGAGAGGACAGAUUAGGCCUAUGAACUACAAUCCCACAGCCGUUUCCGUCUCUUCUAACGGUUAAACGAACUGAGGACCAUGGCUGAGGCGCACGUGAUCGGGCAGAUCAUAGGGGCCACCGGUUUCUCUGAAAGUAGCCUCUUCUGCAAGUGGGGUAUCCACACAGUGGGAAGAAUAAGAGUGCUUACUUUGUGUGAUUAUUGUCAAGACUAGAUGAUUAUCAGCAACACUAAACUAUGGCCUGGACUAGAGUCCUCAGGGCAGCAUGGAAGCUCCUGUCAGGUGUCCGGGAGGGCCAGACACAGGUGGACACUCCCCAGGUAGGGGACAUGGCCUACUGGUGCCACCCCAUUGACCUGCACUUCGCUACCAAAGGUCUCCAAGGUUGGCCCCGGCUCCAUCUCCAGGUGUGGUCCCAGGACAGCUUUGGCCGCUGCCAGCUUGCCGGCUAUGGCUUUUGCCACGUGCCCAGCAGCCCUGGCACCCACCAGCUGGACUGUCCCACAUGGCGGCCACUGGGCAGCUGGCGGGAGCAGCUGGCCAGGGCCUUUGUGGGUGGUGGUCCGCAGCUGCUGCAUGCAGACACCAUCUACAGUGGGGCCGACCGAUACCGCCUGCACACAGCGGCUGGUGGCACUGUGCGCCUUGAGCUUGGCCUGCUGCUGCGUCACUUUGACCGCUAUGGUGUAGAAUGCUGAGAGAUCCUGCUUCCAACAGUUGGCUCUCAUCCACAGCCCUGGCCAUGAGCUGAAGGCUGGAUGGCACAGCAGUCAAGGUCAUGGGCCCUGGAGACAGACCCCAGGCAGGCAUGGCCCUAUGUCAGUCCUUGCAAAGGACCUCAAGCUCAGCACUGCCUGUGCAGUCCCAGUUCCCCAUGCAUCACGUGGGGUAAUAAGUGUGGGUCACAGGGUUUGAGAGGGAAAUGCUGUUUAGCACAUGGGAGGUGCUUAAUAAAAGUGAGUAAUUCUUACAA